AUGCCCGCGUCUUCCGACCACAUGCUGCCGCCGCCGGCGCAGGCGCCGAUAAAUCCAAUGUACACCCGAGGCGGUAACAGAGCGUUUCACAACUACUACAACGACUACUCCCACAUCGCCGACGCCAACUUGCGCCGACGACUUGCCCUAUCAGACGUUGACAAGGUUCCCUUUGGAACGUGCCAUGUUCGAGCUGUUCUCGUCGCUGGCGCCGGCUUCCUUUUGGAUUCCUAUAGUAUCUUUGCCAUCAACUUCGUCAUCCCUUUGGUGGGUCUAGCAUAUUACAGCGAAGAGGGUGAUGGCAGCGGCGAUAUGCCCGAGACCAUCAGUCAAUCUUUGAAGGCUUCUACAAGCGCUGGAAUCGUCAUUGGAAUGAUAUUGUUCGGCUGGUUGGCUGACACAUAUGGACGCCGUCGCAUGUACGGCAUCGAACUCGGCGUUGUCAUAUUUACAAUUUUCAGCUGCGCGAUUGCUUCCGAGAGCCCUUCUAUGAGCGGCCCGGGUGUAUUAAUAUUCUGGCGCGUGCUACUGGUACGCCUAUUCAUGCCUGCGUUCCAGUUAGAGACUAAUUUCCAGCAGGGCAUCGGAGUUGGAGGCGACUAUCCUCUUGCCAGCGUCAUCACUUCCGAAUUUGCGCCAACUCGAUGGCGUGGUGCUCUGGUGGCGGCCGUCUUCUCCAUGCAAGGCCUCGGUCAGCUCAUGGCGGCCGUCGUCGCCCUCAUCACCACUGUCGCUUUUCAAGGUUCAUACGACGGUAUCGGUCCCAACGGUACAUGCGAUGCCGCUUGUCGUGUAGCAGCCGAUCGCUCCUGGCGCAUCAUCGUCGGCGUUGGCGCUAUCCCGGCCUGCCUUGCCAUGUACUAUAGAAUUACCAUCCCCGAAACUCCCCGCUACACGUUUGACGUACAACACGACGUCGACAGGGCCGACGCCGAUAUUCGCGCCUAUGUAUCCAGCACUCGACCCAAGGACGUUGUUUCUACCAAUAAUGCUCACUACCACUCCUCGACUCUUUCCAUCCCCAAAGCGUCUUGGGCCGACGCCAAAGAAUUCUUCCUAAAACCACACAAUAUGCGUGCUAUGGUUGGGACAACACUAUCCUGGUUCUUUCUUGAUCUUGCGUUUUAUGGUUUGGGUUUGAAUAAUAGCGUGGUUCUACAUGCCAUCGGUUACGCCAGUGGCCAAACGUUGUAUCAUAAGCUGCGGAAUCGAGCCCUGGGACUCAUCAUCUUGACCAGCGCAGGUUCACUACCGGGGUACUGGACCGCCAUAUUGACUAUUGAUACAGUCGGGCGGAAGCCUCUCCAAGUAUUUGGCUUUCUUCUCCUCACGGCCGUCUUUUGCAUUCUCGGGUUCGCGCUGCACAGUCUUACAGAGCGGUCCACGCUCGCGCUAUACAUUGUCGGACAGUUUCUUUUCAACGCUGGGCCAAACACCACGACCUUUAUUUUACCUGCCGAAUGCUUCCCGACACGGUAUCGCGCCACGGCACACGGCAUCUCGGCUGCCAUGGGCAAGAUUGGUGCCAUUGUGGCUCAAGUAAUCAGCAUACCACUCCUCAAACAGGGGAGCACUACUGCGGCCGCAAGUUGUAAGGGGAGUCACUGCCCACAGUCUAUGGACCGUCUUUUACAGCUCUUUGCCUUGUUCAUGCUACUCGGCACUCUUGUUUCGCUGCUCAUUCCCGAGACAAAAGGCAUCACGCUGGAAGAGCUCUCGGGAGAAGCACACACGAGCUAUAACGACGGUUGCAAUGGUAGUGUCAAGGCAUUCCGUCGACCGCGUGCGUGGUGGCAUCCGGUAGAGCUUCUCGGCUUCUGCGGGGCAGGCGAACCUGCUGGGUUUAAUCGGCGCUCUUUUUGCUGGGGUGGUAGUCGUCAUGGCAGCCGCAACCACCAGUCACCUCGCCUCGGCAUCAUGUCGUCGCCGCAAAUGGUUGGAGCAUCUCCCGAGGCGACGGACAAGACGCGAUCGCCGCAGUGGCGAGUUCUCGGCCGUCGUGACAAGCGUAAACUGCACAGUACGGCGGACAGUGAAGACAUUGCCAUGAUGCGCCGCGAUGCCGGCACCGGUCCGGCGCGGGAUGAUGCGUCGGACGAAACGGCCUAUGUGGGUGCAGAUAAUAGUCGUACCAAUGUUGGGGCGAUGACGACAGCGGUUGGGAACGUUGAUGCUCCGGCGUGGGGCGCAGGUUGGGGUCGUAUUGAUCGAGGGCGAACAGCGCCUUCAUCAGAACUACAGGACGUAGGGAUGUUGCUACGGAAUCAAUGA
Molecule: messenger RNA, 2271 nt
Organism: Cordyceps militaris CM01
Lineage: Eukaryota; Fungi; Ascomycota; Sordariomycetes; Hypocreales; Cordycipitaceae
Product: phosphate:H+ symporter
Exons: 5
Coding region: 1-2271 (756 amino acids)
Biological process (GO): transmembrane transport
Cellular component (GO): membrane
Molecular function (GO): transmembrane transporter activity
Source: RefSeq, a predicted model, not a curated record